Molecule: messenger RNA, 2777 nt
Organism: Alosa alosa (allis shad)
Lineage: Eukaryota; Metazoa; Chordata; Actinopteri; Clupeiformes; Clupeidae
Gene: pnn
Product: pinin, desmosome associated protein
Exons: 10
Coding region: 15-2105 (696 amino acids)
Cellular component (GO): catalytic step 2 spliceosome
Source: RefSeq, a predicted model, not a curated record
UUGUUGUGGCUAAGAUGGCGGUGGCUGUGAGAAGUUUGCAAGAUCAGCUCGAGAAAGCAAAAGAAAGCUUGAAAAAUGUUGACGAAAAUAUCCGCAAAUUAACUGGCAGAGACCCAAAUGAACUCAGACCUGGCCAAGCCAGGCGACUGACUGUUCCAGGCCCCGGUGGAGGUAGGGGGCGUGGCAUCAACUUGUUGAGGCGUGGACUCUCUGACUCUGGUGGAGGACCUCCAGCUAAGCAAAGGGAUAUUGAAGGAGCACUUCUGCGACUGGCUGGAGACCAGAGAGCAAGGAGAGAUUCACGCCAUGACAGUGACGCUGAGGAUGAUGACGAUGUCAAAAAACCAGCGUUGCAGUCAUCCGUCGUUGCUACCUCCAAAGAGCGUACACGUCGAGAUCUGAUUCAGGAUCAGACCAUGGAUGAGCGAGGAAAGCAAAGAAAUCGACGCAUGUUUGGCCUGUUGAUGGGAACGUUACAGAAAUUUAAACAAGAAUCUAAUGUCGCUAACGACAGGCAAAAAAGACGGCAGGAGAUUGAGCAGAAAUUGGAAGUGCAAGCUGAGCAAGAACGUAAGAAAGUGGAGAGCGAGAGACGAGAGCUCUUUGAAGAGAGACGAGCAAAACAGACUGAGCUGAGGCUUCUGGAGCAGAAAGUGGAACUUGCCCAGUUGCAAGAGGAGUGGAAUGCACACAAUGCAAAGAUAGUCAAGUUCAUUCGUACAAAGACUAAGCCACCCAUCUUUUACGUGCCUGGUAAAAUGUGCUCUGCAACCCAGAAGCUGUUAGAGGAAUCUCAGAAAAAAAUGAAUGGCAUGUUUGAGGAGAGGCGUAAGGCUUUUGCCGAGCAGCUCAACAAGAUGGAGGCUCGGCCGCGGCGCCAGUCCCAGAGGGCUGGCGACCGGGAACAGGACGAGCGCACCCAGGAGGAAGGCGUGAAGAAAGAAGAGCAAGAGGAGGGUAAGCCGGGUCAGGUAGUGGAGGUGACGGGUAACCGCCACAAUGUGGAGAUGGAGGAGGAUGAUGAGGAGGAAGAGGAUAAGGAGGAAGAUGAGGAGAUGGAGGAAGGGGAAGAGAAAGAGAAGAAGCCUAAGGGUAGAGCAGGGCACCGGCAGGACAAGGAGUCAGGUGAGAAAGGGCAGGGGGAUGAGAAGAGGAAGAGGGUAGAGGAUAAGGAUGAGGAGGACGAGUCUGAGGAGGAGGUGGAGGCCAGGGUAGCAGAGGAGCAGAUGGAGGUAGUCGAGGUGGAGAAGAGGAAGGAAGAGGAGGAAGCAGGUAAGGUGGAUCAUACUAUGGAGGAGAGCCCAGAGGCAGAGGUGAUUGCAGAGGAGGUAGGUAGCCAGAGUAGGCAGGACAAGGAGGACGGGGAGGGUAAGGGCCCCCAGCAGCAGGAGCCGUUGACGACCGAGCCCCAAACCCCAGAAAAUGGCAUGGAAGGCCAGCCGGCUGACGCCAAAGAUCCACCACAGUUGGCUCCCCAGCCCCAGUUCCCCAAACUGCAGCACUUGGCGGUACCGUUCUUGCUGGUCCUAUUACCGCUGCACCCCUCGACACCCCCAUUGAACCGUCCACACAGGGAACAACCUGCCGCCCUCCCGUCUCCUACAAAGGACGCGCCAAAAGAGGCCAGCACGGACGGCCAGCCCGAGGCAAUCCGGGACCGCGGCCGCGCCAAGGGCCAGGACAAAGACAAGAAGAGCAAGAGCCGGGGCGGCAGCAGCAGCUCCUCGUCCUCGAGCAGCUCUGGCAGCACUUCGUCCAGCGGGAGCAGCUCCUCGUCUAGCGGGUCCAGCUCCCACAGCAGCUCCAGCGGCAGCUCGUCCAGCUCUUCCAGCUCCUCCAGCAGGAGCCGUAGCCGGGGCAGGGACGGCCACGGCCACAACCGUGACCGCAAGCGCCGGAGGAGGCCCUCCGACCGGGAGAGGAAGAAGGGAGGCGACCGUAGCCACAAGUCCUCCAAGAGUGGUGCCGCUAGUGGCCGGGACGGAAAAGGAUCUAAGGAUAAGUCGGACCGGAAGAGAACCGGCUCAGAGGGAAGCCGGUCAGGGAAGAGGCACUCGCGUAGCGACCGUGACCACAAGUCCGACCGUAAAGAGAAAAGGCGUUGAAAAUAUAGGUUUAAAAAAAAUCUUUUAAGUGUCUGAUGUCUAUCUUGAGAAUGCAAUGAGGCUGGCAGUUGGCAGUCAUAUGCUGGAUGUUGAACUGCAGAAAUUGAGUGGGGAAUUACUGGGGGGGGGUCUAGGACUGUUGAAUGAAGUCUCCCCAUCUCAAAAUGUUUGAUCAAAUAUGGGCUUUUUUUUUUUUUUUUUUUUUUUUUUUUUUUUAUCUCCAUCACCAGAUUUCAGUCUAGCACCUAAUCAUUUUCCUUUUAGGAGUCGUGUGCUUUCAUCUGUAAUUCUUAAAACUUCUUUUUAGUCUGAUUCAUGGCGACGGUUCUGUUUUUUUCUUUCUUCUUUUUUACCCCUCUUCCCCCUUUUUUUAAAUAAACCUCAGUGCAUAUGCUAAGGGAUGAGCCAAGGAGAUGUGUGUCUCAAAGUGAUCUUUCGCUAUUGCGGUGUGGGGCUGGCUGUUUGUCCCAUUUUUGCGCUGUAGAAUAUCGGGCUGCGCUACACAGGUGUACCUCUUUUUUUUUUUUUAGCUAUUUUAGCAAAUGUUGACUCUGUCAGAUCAAAUAAGGGAAGACUGGGUGGGGGGCGGGGGAGUCUUUUAUGAGGUUAGCUUCAUAAAAGGAUGUUUUUUUGUACAAUUGACAGAAAACAAUAAAAAGAGGUUAAUUGAAA